Elephantulus edwardii (Cape elephant shrew) is the source of this 3252-nucleotide messenger RNA. RefSeq names its product formin-like protein 3-like. Gene Ontology annotation, cellular component: cytosol. The coding region runs from base 1 to 3252 and encodes 1083 amino acids. The transcript is spliced from 3 exons. Gene Ontology annotation, biological process: regulation of cell shape; cell migration; cortical actin cytoskeleton organization. The record is from RefSeq and is a predicted model, not a curated record. NCBI's taxonomy places the organism in Eukaryota, Metazoa, Chordata, Mammalia, Macroscelidea, Macroscelididae. Gene Ontology annotation, molecular function: small GTPase binding; actin filament binding.
AUGCGCAAGAGGCGGAGCCUGCAUGAGUGGGUGAGAGGAAGCGAAGAGGAGGGAGGGAAAGAGUACGGAGGUAGGGGUGCGGGGAGGGGCCGUACAGGGCCCUGCGGCGGCGGCGGCGGCGGCGGCGGCGGCGGCGAGUGUUAUCGAGAGUGUGAUCGAGAGCGAGCCGCGGCCGCUGCUGUGCGGGUUGGGUCGCUAGGUGCUGCCGGCCGCUGCGCUACCUCGCUACCUCUGCGGGACCCUGAGGCACCCCCGACGCCCCAGACUGGGAUCGGCAACCUGGAGAACUCCGAGGGGGCGCCAGGCGAGCCGCCUUCCGGCGUGCCGCUGCUGUUGCCGCCUGGCAAGAUGCCGAUGCCCAAGCCCUGUGAGCUGGAGGAGAGGUUCGCCCUGGUGUUGAGUUCCAUGAACCUGCCUCCCGACGAGGCCCGGCUCCUGAGACAGUACGACAAUGAGAAGAAUUGGGAUCUUACCUGUGACCAGGAACGAUUCCAGGUGAAGAAUCCUCCUCAUACUUACAUCCAGAAACUCCAGAGCUUCUUGGACUCCACCAGUGUAACUCGGAAGAAGUUCAGGAGGAAGGUUCAGGAGUCAACUGAAGUACUAAGAGAGCUGGAGAUCUCACUUCGCACCAACCACAUUGGUUGGGUACGGGAGUUUCUGGAUGAUGAAAACAAAGGCCUAGAUGUGCUGGUGGGUUACCUGUCAUUUGCCCAGUGUUCUGUCACGUUUGACUUUGAGGCUCUGGAGAGCAGUGACGAUGGUGCAUUCCACAAGCUCCGGUCCUGGUGCAGGUCCAUCAAGGACCUGCUGCCGCCCAGUGCCCUGUCGGCCCCCUUCAUCAACAGCCUCGCUCGCUCUGCGCGCCAGUCUGUGCUCUGGUAUAGCACUCUCCCUGGGCGCAGGGCCCUGAAGAACUCCCGCCUGGUGAGCCAGAAGGAGGAUGUCCACGUCUGCAUCCUUUGUCUCGGAGCCAUCAUGAGCUAUCAGUAUGGAUUCAACCUGGUUAUGUCCCACCCCCAUGCUGUCAAUGAAAUUGCUCUCAGUCUCAACAACAAGAAUCCAAGGACCAAAGCUCUCGCCUUAGAGCUUCUGGCAGCUGUGUGUUUGGUUCGGGGAGGUCACGAAAUCAUUCUUGCUGCCUUUGACAAUUUCAAAGAGGUAUGCAAAGAGGCACACCGCUUUGAGAAGCUGUUGGAGUAUUUCCGAAAUGAAGACAGCAACAUUGACUUCAUGGUGGCUUGUAUGCAGUUUAUCAACAUUGUAGUGCACUCGGUAGAGGACAUGAACUUCCGGGUCCAUCUGCAGUAUGAGUUCACCAAGCUGGGGCUGGAGGAGUUCUUACAGAAGUCAAGGCACACAGAGAGUGAAAAGCUGCAGGUACAGAUCCAGGCAUACCUGGAUAACGUGUUUGAUGUGGGGGGCUUGUUGGAAGAUGCAGAAACCAAGAAUGUGGCCCUGGAGAAGGUGGAAGAGCUGAAGGAGCAUGUGUCCCAUCUCACAGAGAAGCUUCUGGACCUAGAAAAUGAGAACAUGAUGUGCGUGGCAGAGCUAGAGAAGCAGCUGCUGCAGCGGGAUAAGGAGCUCGAGAGCAUCAAGGAGACGAAUGGGAAUACGAACCAUCAGGUGCACACCCUGCGGAGGCUCAUUAAAGAGGAGGAGGAGGCCUUCCAGUGGCGAUGCCACAUGGAACCUGGUGCCCGGGGCAUGGAGACACUUGGAGGCGAUGCUCUGGCUAGGGUCAGCCCUGCUGACCUGAGUGAGGGCAUGUCCUCUGACCUGGACCUCUUGGCUCCUGCCCCACCCCCUGAAGAGACCCUACCUCUGCCUCCACCGCCGGCUCCUCCCUUGCCACCUCCUGCUCCCCCAUUACCAGACAAGUGUCCUCCAGCCCCACCUCUCCCUGGUGCUGCUCCCUCCGUGGUACCGACAGUAGGCCUGUCAGCCGUUCGCAUCGAGAAACGCAUCAAGACCAGGUUCCGACUGCCUGUCUUCAACUGGACAGCGCUAAAACCCAACCAGAUCAGUGGCACCGUCUUCAGUGAACUUGAUGAUGAGAAGAUCUUGGAGGACCUCGACAUGGACAAAUUCGAAGAACUAUUCAAAACAAAAGGCCAGGGCCCUGCCCUUGACCUCGUCUGCUCCAAGAAUAAGACAGCACAAAAGGCUGCCAGCAAGGUCACCCUGUUGGAAGCCAAUCGCGCCAAGAACCUAGCCAUCACCCUAUGCAAGGCUGGCCGGUCAGCCGAGGAGAUCUGCAGAGCCAUCCACACGUUUGACUUGCAGACAUUACCUGUGGACUUUGUGGAGUGCCUGAUGCGCUUCCUGCCCACAGAGGCCGAGGUGAAGCUGCUGCGGCAGUAUGAGCGGGAGCAGCAGCCUCUGGAGGAGCUGGCGGCUGAGGACCGCUUCAUGCUGCUCUUCAGCAAGGUGGAGCGGCUGACCCAGAGGAUGGCCGGCAUGGCCUUCCUGGGAAACUUCCAGGGCAACCUGCAGAUGCUCACGCCACAACUUAAUGCCAUCAUUGCAGCCUCUGCCUCUGUCAAGUCCUCACAGAAGCUGAAGCAGAUGUUGGAGAUCAUACUUGCUCUAGGGAACUACAUGAACAGCAGCAAGAGGGAAGCUGUAUGCGGCUUCAAACUGCAGAGCCUCGAUCUGCUGUUGGACACCAAGUCCACUGACCGGAAGAUGACGCUGCUGCAUUUCAUUGCCUUGACGGUCAAGGAGAAAUACCCAGACCUGGCAAACUUUUGGCAUGAGCUGCACUUUGUGGAGAAGGCUGCAGCAGUGUCCCUGGAGAACGUGCUGCUAGGUGUGAAGGAGUUGGGCCGGGGCAUGGAUCUCAUCCGGCGGGAGUGCAGUCUGCAUGACAACAGCGUCCUUCGCAACUUCCUCAGCACCAAUGAGGGCAAACUGGACAAGCUCCAGCGAGAUGCCAAGACGGCCGAGGAGGCCUACAAUGCGGUUGUUCACUACUUUGGUGAGAGUCCCAAGACCACACCUCCUUCUGUGUUCUUCCCAAUAUUCGUCCGUUUCAUUCGUUCUUACAAGGAAGCAGAGCAAGAGAACGAAGCCCGAAAGAAGCAGGAGGAGGUGAUGGGGGAGAAACAGCUGGCUCAGGAAGCCAAGAAACUGGAUGCCAAGACCCCAUCUCAGAGGAACAAGUGGCAGCAGCAGGAGCUCAUUGCAGAGUUGAGGCGGCGCCAGGCCAAGGAACACCGGCCAGUGUAUGAGGGGAAGGAUGAAUCCUGA